GCUCUUCCUUUAUAAGACCAAAAAAAUCCAAACUUUUUGUUACGACUCUUAAAAGAUACUUUCCUACCAAACUCGUUUUUCCAAUGACAGUUUUGUUGUCCUAAUACCUUCAGAUUUCUCUUUCGCAUUGCCCGAUCUCGUCGUCUCAACGAAAGCUACUAACUUUUUUUUUUUUGCUAUGGCUCUGAGGUGUUUCCCCAUCUGGGCUUGUCCCCAGACGGCUUAUUAUCACUACCCUCUGCUGGGUUUCGACAUUAAACGACGUCGUAUCCCCCUCUGGGAAUGCUCCUCCUCGGCUUCCCAGAGAGCCGUCACUGUCGUUGGAGGGGAGGUUCCGUACGGACGUGAGCUCAAGAAGCCCUCUGAUGAAAUGGGUCUGACUCAGGAGAGUCCCCAGCCGGAAACUUUUCAUAGAGACUUGAGUAUGCUUCCUAAACCGCUAACUGCAAACAGUCUUACGUCUUCUGCUGGGGAUGAUUCAAAAGUGCGAAUUUCGUUUCAGGGCAUACCAGGUGCAUAUAGCGAGACAGCAGCACUGAAAGCAUAUCCAAACUGUGAAACCGUACCAUGUGACCAGUUUGAAACUGCGUUCCAGGCUGUGGAGCUUUGGUUGGUGGAUAAAGCAGUAUUACCGAUAGAGAAUUCAGUAGGUGGUAGUAUCCACCGUAACUAUGAUCUGCUUCUUCGUCAUAGGCUUCACAUUGUCCAAGAAGUUCAUUUGCCUGUUAAUCAUUGUCUCUUGGGAGUCCCUGGUGUUAGUAUAGAAGAUAUUAAAUGCGUUCUAAGCCAUCCUCAGGUUCUUUUAACUCCAUUUCCUUCAGACUCUUCUAAGUUCACUGAUGUUUUUGUUUAUCUCCAGGCGCUUGAUCAAUGUGUGAACUCACUUAACGAUUUAGGCAUACAGAGAGUCUCUGCAAAAGACACUGCUACUGCUGCUCAGACUGUUUCUUCGAGCGGCGAGAGGAGUAUAGGAGCAGUGGCGAGUGUGCGUGCUGCAAAUAUAUACGGUCUAGAUAUUCUUGCACAGAACAUACAAGAUGAUGCUAACAAUGUGACACGGUUUCUUAUACUUGCGAGAGAUCCUAUGAUUCCAAGAACAGAUCGACCAUAUAAGACAAGUAUUGUGUUCUCGCUAGAAGAAGGUCCUGGUGUGCUGUUCAAGGCCUUGGCUGUUUUUUCUUUAAGAAACAUUAACUUAUCCAAGAUAGAAAGUCGUCCGCAGAGAAGAAGACCGCUAAGAGUAGUUGAUGGUUCUAACAAUGGAUGCGCCAAGUACUUUGAUUACUUAUUCUACAUUGAUUUUGAAGCUUCCAUGGCUGAAACACGUGCUCAGCACGCCCUUGGCCAUUUACAGGAAUUCACCAGUUUCAUCCGUAUCCUAGGGUGCUAUCCUAUGGAUCUAGUCAGUUAACCGAAGACAGUCUCCAAUUUUUCAUGUUGCCAUACAGUGCAGAACCAUGUGAAUACAAACAAACAGAAGAAUUAGCUGUAUGGCUUUGGUAUACCCCCAAGACUCUUCUCUUACCAUUCUCUCAUCUUCCAAACUUAGCUUCAAACUCUUCAUUGGUGAGACAAACAGUUAAUCUUAGCUUAUUGUUAAGAACAUGCUUGUGCAUUAAUUUUAAUGUUCUUUGAAUUACUUACUAACUGUCGGAAACCAAACAUAUCUAAUGUUUUAGUGAUUGUCUAACUCUGAUUAGUUUCAUAAUCUUUAUUACAAAAGCUGUUGCUUUGUUGAACAAA
This is a messenger RNA of Brassica napus (rape), 1743 nucleotides long. RefSeq names its product arogenate dehydratase/prephenate dehydratase 1, chloroplastic. Lineage: Eukaryota; Viridiplantae; Streptophyta; Magnoliopsida; Brassicales; Brassicaceae. Gene Ontology annotation, molecular function: prephenate dehydratase activity; arogenate dehydratase activity. The coding region runs from base 179 to 1411 and encodes 410 amino acids. The transcript is spliced from 9 exons. Gene Ontology annotation, biological process: L-phenylalanine biosynthetic process. Gene Ontology annotation, cellular component: cytoplasm; chloroplast. The record is from RefSeq and is a predicted model, not a curated record.